This is a messenger RNA of Boleophthalmus pectinirostris (great blue-spotted mudskipper), 750 nucleotides long. RefSeq names its product E3 ubiquitin-protein ligase MARCHF3-like. The transcript is spliced from 4 exons. Gene Ontology annotation, biological process: protein ubiquitination. NCBI's taxonomy places the organism in Eukaryota, Metazoa, Chordata, Actinopteri, Gobiiformes, Gobiidae. Gene Ontology annotation, molecular function: ubiquitin-protein transferase activity; zinc ion binding. The record is from RefSeq and is a predicted model, not a curated record. The coding region runs from base 1 to 750 and encodes 249 amino acids.
AUGACAGCGGAGGAGCCACAGGGGGAGCUGUCUGCCUCAGAGGGACAGGUCACAGAAGCACAGACUCACAAACAAGAAGAAGAAAAAGAAGAAGUCUACAUCAACCAAAAAGAAACGACCACGGUGCACCUGCUGCCCCCGACAGAUAAACUCCAGGAGGAUGAGACCCCCUCCACAGACAGUGAGGAGCCUUUCUGUCGUAUCUGCCAUGAGGGCCCCCAGAGCGGGCCCCUGCUCUCCCCCUGUGACUGCUCGGGGACCCUGGCUCUGGUGCAUCAGCGCUGCCUGGAGCUGUGGCUCACGGCCUCCAACAGCAGCCACUGUGAGCUGUGCCAGCACCAGUACUGCCUGGAGAGACUGCCCAAGCCUUUCACGGAGUGGCUGUGUGCUUCGUCCGUGCAGCAGCAGAGGCGCACUCUCGUGGGGGACCUGCUCUGCUUCCUCUUCAUCACUCCUCUCUCCAGUCUGUCGGGCUGGCUCUGCGUUCAGGGAGCCAGAGACCUUUACUUCACCAACGCCGCCGAGGCCCUGGGGCUGAUGCUGCUCACUGUGUCACUGCUCACCAUCUACGUCUUCUGGAGCAUAGUGUCCGUGCGGUACCACCUUCACCUGUACAGAACAUGGAGGACCACAGACCAAAGAGUGAGACUAAAGAUCCCUUCCUCCUGCUCCUCUGAGCCAGAACCAAACCAGCAAACUGUGCCCCGAGAGACUGCGGACAAAACCACCAACAAGGAGACCAUAGUGUGA